AUCUAUAGUGCGUGUACCAGGAUGAGGAAGUGGGACUUUCUCGAGCAAACUGUUUUCUUUUCUACUUCCCUUCCUCGAGUAUAACCAAUGCAUUCCUCUGAACUUUCAUUUUGUAACCAUGCACGCUUAUUGAGUGGAACAUGACGACUUGGAGCUGGUGUCAAAGCGCUUUCGGGGUGGUCCACCGAGUUGAGCCCCUGGUCGUGCUCGAGCAGCUGGGCACCUCUUUGUUCGAUACGGCCCUGCUCAUGGUGGUCAAGGACCGGUGUGCCAACGCCACUGAGGAUGACCAGCAAAGAACCAUGUCGGAUUUCUACAUGGUCUACAACCUCAUUGUUCAACUGAUGCCCAUUGUGCCGGCUCUCCUCCUCGCCAAAGUGGGGGACCGUGGUUGGAGGAGAGUCCCCAUCGUGGUCCCCCUGUGCGGGUAUCUGGUGUCGACAGUUGCGCUUCUGCAUGUGGUUCUGUUACGGCUGCCCAUCCAGGUGAUGUUUGCGGCAGCUGUUCUUCUUGGGACGUCCGGCGGGUUCUGCGCUUACUGGCCCGGUGUCAUGACGUUGGUGUCGCUGGGCUCCAAGGCGGAGAGUCGCUCCAAGGUGAUGAUGAGAGUGGAGCUAAUGUAUGGAGUAGCAGGCCUGCUGGGUAGUCUGCUGUCAGGUCAUGUUUUCCUUCUGCACAGUUCUAGCAUUGGGCAUGGCACCGUCCUCCUUUGCGUCUGCACGCUUCUCCACCUGCUGAGCCUCGUUCAGGCCAUAGUGCUGCUGCAGGUAAGGCAAGUAUCAAGUGAGCAAGAGGAGAGCAGCCCACUCCUCCCUCACUCCGACAAUGGUCCUCCAGAGAUGUUGACAAGGAAGAAUACGGUGAACGUGAUUCUGCUCUUCUCUGCUGCUAUCUUGUACGGCUCCUCAGUGGGCGGAGCCAUUGAGAUCCUGGGCAUCUUUGUGAUAAAAGAACCGCUCCAUUGGAAUGUUAACCAAGUGGGUUAUGGGAACGCAGCAGGCUUUGUGAUAUUCCUCACUAGUUUCCUGGGUGCACUUGCUUUUCGCCGCUACGUGAGCGACGUAACGCUCAUCCUGAUCGGCAUGAUCUCCUUCGCCACUGGAAUUUACUUCAUGUCCUUGGUGACCACUUCCUACAUGUUCUACCUCUCUCGUUCGCUCACCCUCUUUGCUCUUAUCCCGCUGCCCACAAUUAGGUCACUCCUCUCACAGCAGGUUUCAACACCAUUGUGUGGCAUCACUUUGACAGUCCUGCAGCUGGUGUUGAGGUUUGCCGCUCUGGCGUACAUCCCCGCCUUUACAAAACUCUACCAGAGAACACUGGGAUGGUUCCCAGGUUUCGUCUUCACCGUCUCCAGCAUACUGGCAGUUCUGGGAAUGUUUCCUAUCAGCGUCAUAGCAUGGAGGUGGUCUCAGCCAAUAAGCUCCGAAGAAACGACCGAGACGCGCCAUGAGGACGUGGAGGACUAAAGCAUGCUUCCACAGAAGAUAAAAAGUAAUGAACACUUCAGAAGGCGGUUGAUCUGGUGGUAAGCAGUCAUGGCGGACAUUUUAAAAACACUAACUGUUAAUACAAUUAAAAAAAAAGAAAAGCUUAACAAAUAAUUAUCAAAUCAAUUUAUUUUUAAUUUUGGUCCAAUAUAUCUCAAAAUAAUUUGAGGUAAAUAUUAUUGCAUCAAACAACAUCAAUAUACAGACUUUAUAUUUAUAGCUAAUUACAAGAUGUUCAAGUUUCCAGAAUUGACUGAACGUAAAAUGUAAACAUCAGGGAGCAAUAAACACAACAGACAUAAGUGUUUAACUUUUUAAAAGAAAUUAACAGAAAGUUGAAUAUAUUUUUGCUGUGAUGGAAAUAAUGCAAAAAUAUAUAUAUUAUUACAGGACAUUCAAAAAAGUAUUACAGAAUAUAUGUUGGCAGCUGUCAUCUUGUCCCCAUUUGGGCUUUCAACCUGAAAUAAAUGUUACCAAAAAAAAAAAUUACAAGAAUUAUUACUUUUGUCAAAUCAACAUUUCACUUCAAACUCAUUUUAGACGGGA
Messenger RNA from Syngnathus typhle (broad-nosed pipefish), 2036 nucleotides. Its product is annotated as solute carrier family 46 member 2. Lineage: Eukaryota; Metazoa; Chordata; Actinopteri; Syngnathiformes; Syngnathidae. Gene Ontology annotation, biological process: transmembrane transport. The transcript has 7 exons. Gene Ontology annotation, molecular function: transmembrane transporter activity. Gene Ontology annotation, cellular component: membrane. The record is from RefSeq and is a predicted model, not a curated record. Bases 141 to 1469 code for a protein of 442 amino acids.